This is a messenger RNA of Arachis stenosperma, 1759 nucleotides long. Its product is annotated as F-box/FBD/LRR-repeat protein At5g22660-like. Gene Ontology annotation, molecular function: protein binding. The transcript is spliced from 4 exons. Lineage: Eukaryota; Viridiplantae; Streptophyta; Magnoliopsida; Fabales; Fabaceae. Bases 94 to 1719 code for a protein of 541 amino acids. The record is from RefSeq and is a predicted model, not a curated record.
AGUGGUUACUGCUCAACAGUUAAAAGAAACCCUAACACACAGCACUGGCAGUGAAAGAUUCAAAGAAGGGGAAACAUUUUUUCGGAGAAAGUAAUGGAAAUAGACCGAAUAUCUUUUCUGCCAAAAGCUAUACUUCAUGACAUCAUCGGAAGGUUGCCCGACAAAGAUGCUGCCAGGACUAGUGUUUUGUCAAAGUCGUGGAGCGAAACAUGGUUUUCAUUUCCCAUAUUGUCUGCUUGCAGCGAGAAUUUUUUUAGUCUAGCAAGAACAUUACCUAUAGAACAUCCUCUUUGGCUUAGCAAAUUAGAUAUAUUCAUUGGCUAUGUCGGUAAAAGAUUGAGGAGGCUCUGUGACCAAGGCUUAGCGGUCAAAGAACUUAAGCUCAAUUUGCAAUAUAGAUUAGACCGUAUGCAUGUGUCCCACCAUGUUGAUCAAUGGAUACAGAUGGCUGCUGAAAAUGGUGUCGAAGUACUAGAGCUUCACCUCGCCGCCAGUGGCUGUAUGGACAAGUGGUAUAACCUUCCGCUUUGCGUUGCUGAAGCCAAGACACUUACUAAGUUGGUGUUGAUUGGGGGAAUCAGACUUGACCCAGCAUUCCUAAAGUAUUCGCUCAAGUUUUUCUCAAUGAGAACAUUGUCUUUGAGUUGUAUACUUUUUGGAGGUGAAGGGAUUAUGGAGCAUUUCAUUUCGCAUUGUCCUCUGAUUGAACAUUUAACUCUUGAACAUUUAACUCUUAACUUUGAGUUGUAUACUUUUAGGACCGUUUGGGUGAAAUCGUUAAGCUUGCAUGGUCUACAAAAGCUGAAGGGAGUUGAUAUUAAAGGAAUACAAGAGGUAUAUAUUGAUGCUCCGAAUCUUGAGGACUUAUCCUAUCGUGCUCUUGCUACGGAUGGGUCUUUCAAACUGAGUUUAGAUAGUUGCACAAAUUUGAGAUGCUUGAGCUUGUGGCAUUUGAUGAGCCCAGACAAGUGGUUACUCGAACUAUUGUACAAGAAUCCUUUCCUUGAAAGUUUGAUGUUGCAUAAUUGCUGUUCGUCUGAGAGGAUUAAUAUUUCAGGUCCUCAACUCAAGUUCUUUACGUUAUCACAUUUCUAUGAUAACUUGAAGGAGGUCAACAUUGAUGCUCCUAAUUUAUUAUCAUGCGACUAUAUGGGAAUCGACAAACCUGUUAUAUCUUUUCAGAGAAUUUCUGAUCAAUUGGAAGUCAAUGCUCAUAUGCACAUUAAUCAUCGGCAUAUUUCUAGAUUGAGGGAAUUUUUCCAAAACAUCAAACCCCAAAAGGUUCUGGCAUCGCUGUCCCUUUUUAUCUUUGAGCCACUUUCAAUUUCAGAAAGCCUAGGUAUAUUGCGAAUUUCAUCCUCUCCUCCAAGUAUUAAAUGUGUGGAAUUAUGUGUUCUUUGGGAUAAUGAAGCUCCCUAUUUCCCCUUUAUGAAUUGGUUGCUUUCAAGCUGCUUUCCAGAAAGUAUCUCAUUCAGCUUGCGGUCCUAUUUUAAGAUGAAGGCAUUUAUUGUGUAUUUCUAUGAGAUGCUGAUGGGCAGCAAGAAGGGCAAGUGCGAUUGCUGUUCAAGGAGUUUUAAGUGUUGGUGGCAUGGCUUGAAAGUUGUCAAGGUCACAUACUUAGGAAGGACUUAUGAAAAUGUUGAAGAUCUUAAGGCCAUGUUAGAUGCAUUGCCAGAAUUUGAUGCUGAGGAAUUUAUUACUUUUGGCUUAGAGUUGUAAUCUUGCCAUUAUUAGCUCAUAUGAUGUGCCUAUGAUUUUG